Messenger RNA from Pecten maximus, 1972 nucleotides. RefSeq lists its product as uncharacterized. NCBI's taxonomy places the organism in Eukaryota, Metazoa, Mollusca, Bivalvia, Pectinida, Pectinidae. The coding region runs from base 632 to 1576 and encodes 314 amino acids. The record is from RefSeq and is a predicted model, not a curated record. The transcript has 3 exons.
CCUCCAAUGACAAAACUGUGUCAAAUGUCCCAUGUCAAAGUGCCAAAACACCAUCCGACAUCAUUCAAGAUAUGGAUACUACUAGUACUGCCAUCAGCAGCAUAGCUGAUGACCGGUUUAACAUCUGUCAGCACGCUCAGAAGUUUACAGAGUCUGAGGAAGAGGAUUUCUUUACUUCACUUCCAUGCCUUGAAGAGAAGGAAAUCAUGGAUUUGGCAAAGGCAACGGAGCAGCAAUUUCAGUCUCCAAUCUGGCAUGCUGCUCGUAAAGGCCGCAUUACAGCUUCUCGGUAAAGACUAGAAAUUACUUAAUAUUACUGAAUAGUAGAAAGUGGUAUACAAUCAUUGAUCUCAUUGAUCUCAUUAUAUAUAAUUACUGCCUUUCAGUACUUUCAGGCUUUCUAUGCCAUCCAAUUGUAUGUGUAACUAAAUAUUACAGUGUCUUGUUAUCUUUGACAAUUUAUAUGAUAUAUUAAUCAACCACAAACAGUGUAAAGUACCAUUAGUACUUUUAGCUCAAGGUGAAAGGCGAUCAAAGUUGAAAUCUGUCUGCAGUGAUUGAAGCAAUUCAUUUAGAUUAACAGUAGUGAUCAUGAGUGGGAAGAUGUUUGCUUGACACCCUAACCUAUUAUAUGGUCUUGAAUAUUCAUCAGCAUUAUGAAUGUAAAUUUAAAGGGGACCUUAUUUAUACUUCUUUCAGGUUUUAUGCAGUGCAUACAAAGGUGAAUACCAUCAAGAAAGCAGCCAUGGAACCGGACACUUCAUCCAUUCUCAAAGUGCUGAAGGGUGAAUCCAGUCUAUCAGAUAAUCCAGAAAAACUGCCCAGGGCCAUGAAACAUGGACAAGAAAUGGAAGCUGUUGCCAAAAAAGAGUUUUUUGAAUCAAACAAGACAAAACAUCAGAACUUAACUGUUGAUAACAGUGGCUUUUUCAUACAUCCACAAAAACCUUUUUUGGGAGCUAGCCCUGAUUUGUUAACUUCUUGCACUUGUUGUGGAAAGGGGGUUGUAGAGAUAAAAUGUCCUGUUAUCCCACCUUGUUCUAAAUGUACCACAAAAAUGUGUUCCUGUCCAGACAGACGUUUGAAGUGUUUUCAAUAUGUAAAUGGUCAACUUUCUUUAAAGGAAAACCAUGCAUAUUUUGGCCAAAUUCAAGGGCAAAUGGCUGUAACAGGACGACAUUUCUGUGACUUCUAUGUAUAUACUGCAUAUGCCACAUAUCAGCAGAGAAUUCAAUUCAAUUCUGCAUUUUGGAUAAAUAUGUCCAAUAAUUUGGAGUAUUUCUUCAAAAAGUACAUGAUUCCGGAUAUGCUCAAAAUGUCCACUACAGACUUCGGAGCAGCAAAUGUCAACGAAGAUGUAGAGGACAUGGAAACUGAGGAUAUAUUUGGAGAAACAUAUUUUUGUCCAUUAUGUCACCAGAAAAUUUUGGAAGAUGAGAACAUCAAUAGUUUUGGGGCAAGGAGUGUGUGCUGUGACUUGUGUGAUAAAUGGUAUCAUUUCAAGUGUGUCAAAAUGACCAAAUCUUCUCUUAAGUCCCUAGGUGACUGGUUAUGCCCAACAUGUAUGUUUGUUUGAAAGUGAUAUAUGGUUUUUGCAUUUCAUAUAUCUUGCCUAUAUUGUGAUGAUUCAUCUAAAACUGUAAAACCUUAAUCUGUACACUAUCUUUGUAUGCAUGUGUAAAACCAUAAACAAACUGUCACAUGUUCACAUUAAUAACGGUUGUAGCAAUGCAAUUAAAUACUUAACAAGGUUUAUUUGCUAUACCUUGGUAAAGGAGGAUACAGAUUACAGAUACCUGCUACAACCAAAACAACAUCAUCUAAAUGAUGUAACAAUGUUAAUGGUAGUUCAUUCUUCAAUAUUCGAAAGUAUUUCAUUCUCCUAAUGGCUUGCUCAAUGUAAAUUCUACGAUUUGCAAUUUGUUUGGUUUUCUUUACUUCUUCUUUUGUGAACUGUGCAGUACCACGCCUA